Messenger RNA from Gossypium arboreum, 1400 nucleotides. RefSeq names its product probable glycosyltransferase At5g20260. The transcript has 4 exons. Bases 42 to 1400 code for a protein of 452 amino acids. The record is from RefSeq and is a predicted model, not a curated record. NCBI's taxonomy places the organism in Eukaryota, Viridiplantae, Streptophyta, Magnoliopsida, Malvales, Malvaceae. Gene Ontology annotation, molecular function: glycosyltransferase activity.
AUUAAGCAUCAAAUAAAAGAAGUGAAACAAGUGAAGCAGCCAUGGAAGGGUUUAGAAGAUCAUCAACACUUGUUCUUGUUCCAACAUUCCUUGUUUUGGUUAUUGUGUUAUGUUUAUGUUUAUUUUCCUCAAUGAACCCUAAAAACUUAUCAUCCACCAAUUUUCUCUCUUCGUUUCCCACCAAACAACCUUCCUUGCUUUCUGCAACAAGUGAUCGUGAUGUUGUCAGCCAUGUCAAAAGGGUGAGUAAUGUUGAAGCAGGUUUGGCCAAAGCACGAGCGGCAAUAAGAGAAGCGAUACGAACAAAGAGUUAUACGUCGGACAGAGAGGAAACCUUCGUCCCCAGAGGCUCCGUUUAUCGGAAUCCGUACGGUUUCCAUCAAAGUCACAUAGAAAUGGUGAAGAGAUUCAAGAUAUGGACCUAUAAAGAAGGAGAAAGGCCUUUAGUCCACAAUGGGCCAAUGAAAAACAUAUAUGCAAUAGAGGGCCAAUUCAUAGCCGAAAUAGAGAGUCGAAAAAGCCCAUUUAAGGCUCAAGAUCCGAAUGAGGCCCAUGUGUUGUUCUUGCCGGUCAGCGUAGGGCACAUUGUGAAAUACAUUUAUAUGCCAAUCACUACAUAUGAUCGUGAUCGUUUGGUGAGGAUCUUCACCGAUUACAUCAAAGUCGUGUCCCACAAAUACCCAUUUUGGAAUAGGACCAAUGGUGCUGAUCAUUUCAUGCUCUCUUGCCAUGAUUGGGCACCGGAUAUAUCUAUGAAGGACCCUCAACUUUACAAGAAUUUAAUAAAGGUCCUAUGCAAUGCCAAUAGCUCCGAAGGAUUCCAUCCCAACAGAGACGUUGCAUUGCCGGAAAUAAAGGUGCCUCCUCAAGGGUUCAGUGGUGAACGGCGGUUCAUCCAACCGCCCGAAAACCGAACCAUCCUGGCCUUCUUCGCCGGCGGUGGCCACGGAAACAUCCGUAAAAUCUUGCUUCACCAUUGGAAGGACAAAGAUGAGGAAGUCCAAGUCCACAAGUACCUUCCUGACGGCCAAGAUUACAAUGAAUUGAUGGGGAAGAGCAAGUAUUGCUUGUGCCCGAGUGGGUUCGAAGUGGCGAGUCCUAGAGUGGUGGAGUCAUUUUACGCCGGAUGCGUGCCGGUGAUCAUUUCGGAUAGUUACGUGCUGCCGUUUAGUGAUGUGCUUGAUUGGAGAGAAUUCUCAGUUAAGAUAGCGCCAGAGAAGAUGACGGAGAUUAAGAGGAUACUGAAAGGGAUACCGGAAAAGGAGUACCGGAAAAUGCAGAAGAGGGUGGUGAAAUUGAGACGGCAUUUUGAGUUGAAUAGACCGGCUAGACCUUUUGAUAUUCUUCAUAUGGUGCUUCAUUCAAUAUGGCUUAGAAGGCUAAACACUAUAUUGUUAUAA